CGAAUUUCGCAAAAUUGAUUCCCUUCUUGUUUGAUCCCGAUCGCGACCUCAUCAACAACCACCGGCCUUUCGACAAAUUCUUUAGCCGGCCAUGAAGCUUAACAUCUCAUACCCUGCCAAUGGCAGCCAGAAGAUGGUCGAGAUCGACGACGAGCGCAGACUCCGUGUCUUCAUGGAGAAGCGUAUGGGCGCUGAGGUUCCCGGAGACUCCGUCGGAGAUGAGUUCAAGGGCUACAUCUUCAAGAUCACCGGAGGCAACGACAAGCAGGGUUUCCCCAUGAAGCAGGGUGUCAUGCACCCAACCCGUGUCCGCCUUCUCCUCUCCGAUGGACACUCUUGCUACCGCCCCCGCCGUACCGGUGAGCGCAAGCGCAAGUCCGUCCGCGGUUGCAUCGUCGCCAUGGAUCUUUCCGUCCUUGCUCUCUCCAUCGUCAAGCAGGGCGAUGCCGACAUCCCAGGCGUCACCGACACCGUCCACCCCAAGCGUCUUGGCCCCAAGCGCGCCACCAAGAUCCGCAAGUUCUUCGGCCUCACCAAGGAUGAUGAUGUCCGCAAGUUCGUCAUUCGCCGCGAGGUCCAACCUAAGGGCGAGGGCAAGAAGGCAUACACCAAGGCACCAAAGAUCCAGCGCCUGGUUACCCCACAACGCCUCCAGCACAAGCGUCACCGCAUUGCGCUCAAGCGCCGCAACUCCGAGAGGACCAAGGAUGCUGCUUCUGAGUACGCCGCCAUCCUCGCCAAGCGUGUCCACGACGUCAAGGCCGAGAAGGCCGAUCUCCGCAAGCGUCGCGCUUCGUCCAUGCGCACUGCCACCAAGGCUUAGAUUGCGUAUGGCUGGGAGAAGGGCAGGAAUGGGCGGGAAUGAGCUAUUUGAAAGAAAGUCCUAUGUAUACAUCAGUCGCCUUGGGCUACUGUGUACCGAGGAUGCCGGCAUGUAGGGUCUAGAUAUUCAUGGCAUACAUUUCAGCAAAAGGCGUCUUAUUCGAUGAUAUCAAUCUGGCUUCUUGGCGUGAGAGAAAAAAUGAGCAUUGGCAU
Messenger RNA from Pseudogymnoascus verrucosus, 1035 nucleotides. It is a transcript of the gene RPS6, whose product is annotated as 40S ribosomal protein S6. Bases 92 to 823 code for a protein of 243 amino acids. Gene Ontology annotation, cellular component: ribosome. Gene Ontology annotation, molecular function: structural constituent of ribosome. Lineage: Eukaryota; Fungi; Ascomycota; Leotiomycetes; Thelebolales; Thelebolaceae. Gene Ontology annotation, biological process: translation. The record is from RefSeq and is a predicted model, not a curated record. The transcript is spliced from 5 exons.